Molecule: messenger RNA, 7043 nt
Organism: Diabrotica virgifera virgifera (western corn rootworm)
Lineage: Eukaryota; Metazoa; Arthropoda; Insecta; Coleoptera; Chrysomelidae
Product: probable serine/threonine-protein kinase DDB_G0282963
Exons: 11
Coding region: 167-6916 (2249 amino acids)
Source: RefSeq, a predicted model, not a curated record
UUGAAUUUAAUAAUAACGGUUGAGAAUGUUUUUACUCUACUACUUUUUACUAAGUGCUAAAAAAUUCUUAAAGAUUAGUGUAAUAAAAGAGUGAGUUAAUAAAAGUUAGUUAAUAUUUAAUAGUGAUUCCUAACUGGAUUAGUUUUCUAUCGCCAAUAUACUAAUUAUGGCUACUUCUGAGUCUGAGCAUCAAACUAGUGAAACAUCCUGGGUAGAUGAUGAUUUGGAUAACACAUCAUUUGAUAGCCUGGUAGAACGAGUACAACAAUUAGUGGGUGAAGGAGUUCAGAGGAAGAAAAAAGUAUUUAGAGAUAACAUCGAACCUUUACAGCUUCGACCCUCUAUAGUGCACAGGGCACUACAGAAAAAAAUCAUUUCAAGUACACCAUUACUUUCCAAACACAUAAAUCCAAAAUUUUUACCUGAUUCUUCAAGUGUGUCCUCAAUAACAGAUAAGGAAUUAGAGGAACGCAAUGAAGAAAUUUCAAAAGACGUAUUAAAUGUGUCUGAUAAUAACCGAUUAGAGAACCAAUCAAAACGAAAGAACCAAAGUAUUAAGGGCAAUAAAUUGAAGGAAAAAUGCGUCAAUAAUAAUUUAUCAAAUGUAUACAACAACAUCGACAAAAAUAAUUGCACUCAUACUUCACAAAGUCCCCAUAGAGAACGUGGUAGCAUGAACCUGGAAAGAAGUAACAAAGUAGAUGGUGAUGGUGAUUUUGUUAUUCCCAAUGUGUUACCAGAGAAAAAAUCUAACACCAAUACAGACCCAAUAGUUUCCACAGAAGCAAAGUCAUCUAAAAUUCCUGUUUACAGUUUAAGAUCCAGAACUUUAAAUGAUUUAAAAAAUAAUACUGUAAAUGAAAACGGCCGAACAAAUUAUGCUACGUCUAAAUCAGUACUAGAACCAAUAUCGGAUGUUGAAAUAGCACAGGAAGUUGAAAAAAUAUUACAAUUAAAUAAUUCAGACAAGGAAAAUUCAAACCAAAACGUUUGCGUUGAAAAUAAGGUAAAUAAUGAUGUUGAACAUCGAAUAAGUCAAAAACCGCCUAUACCAAAGCCUCGAAAGAAACGAAUGUAUACUCAAACGGACACCGAAAUUACUAUUCAUAAUAACAAUAAUGUAGACCUUCCUACAGAACUUCGUCCAAGAGUAUCUGAAAAAUUAGAUCCUAAACUGAAAACAAAUGUUAGUGUACAAACAUGUACGGAAUUCGAAAGCCCUACACCUCCUAAAUACAGAAAAAAAUCACGACUGUCAACUAUUGUCGGGAAGAUUACCCAGAUAGCUCAAUCUAAAAGUUCUUCUAGUAACAAAUCCCGUAAUUUGUUCAAAACAACCCUACCGGAUACAGCUGAUAAAGUUAUUCAAACCUCAAGUCGUCCAUUAUCACCAUCUUUCAUAUCGGAAAGUAAUUACACGCAGGAUGAAACUGAGGAAGGUGACGUUAGUAGUAAUGAAAGUUCAAUUUUAAAUUAUACCAGGUUUAUAGAAGAGUCCCAGAAAAUGAAGAACUUGCGACAGCGUCAAAUUAAACAAAAUUUCUUAAAGAAAUAUAGGAAGAAGAAGGCAAAAGAUCGUUUAAGACGUAACAAUAUUGACUCUAACUCACUAAGGUCAGAAACCAUUAAUACUACUUCUUCAGCUGAAGUUCUUGAAAACAUUGACUUACCAGAUACCCCAACACGAAUUCAAACCAUGCAAAACAAUAGACACGUGCUUCAAAUUUGUAACAAAUGGCUUUCCGACAUUGAGAAAGAAAAGACAGAAUCAAUUAUAAGUGACAGAGAAUCAAUUAUCAGCGACAGAGAAUCUUAUUGUUCACAUAAAAAUCUCCACGUAUCAACACACAAUACAUCAAAAAGUAUACUCACUAUUAACAAAGAUUCAUUUCAAAAUAAUAUAAAUGAAGAUCAUGAUGAUGAAUCAUCAAGUGCCAGCAAACCAGAUUGUUCAAAUAAAGAAUAUCAAUCUUCUAUAAAUAAUCCGUCAAAAAGUAUAUCACAUGUCACAAAUAAAACUUUAGUUCAAAAUGAUAUAAAUAAUGACGGUGAUGAUGGAACAUCAUGUACUGUAAUUGCACCAAAUGCUGUAGUUGAUCAGGAAUAUGAAUCACCAAGUGCCAGAAAAAUAAAUUGUGUAAUUAAAGAAUGCCGAACAUCUAGAAACAAUCAGUCAAAAAAUAUAUCACCUGUUAACAAAGAUUUAUUUGAACAUGAAGUAAAUGAAGAUCAAGAUGAUGAAGCAUCAUUAUUUCACUUAAGUUAUGUAAAUGAAGAUCGUAGUGAUGAAUCACUAAGUGCUAGAAAAUCUUCUAAAAGCAAUCGGUCAAAACAUAUAUCACAUAUAUCACAUAUUAACAAAUCUUUAGUUCAAAAUGAUGUAAAUGAUGAUCGCGACAAUGAAAUAUCAACUGUAAUCGCAACAAAUCGUUCAAAUAAAGAAUAUCGAAUAUCUGCAGACAAUCGAUCAAAAAAUAUAUCAUCUGUUGACAAAGCUUCAUUACAAGAUGAUAUGCACGAUGGUCGGGGAUAUGAAUCACCAAGUGGUAGAAAAAGAAAUUCAUUAUUUAGCCAAACACCUAAGGACAAUCAGUCAAAAGAUGUAUCACAUAAGAAAGCUUUAGUUCAAAGUGAUAUAAAUGAUGAUCGAGAUAAUGAAAUAUCGAGUGUAAACGCAACAAAUUGUUCAAAUAAAGAAUAUCGAAUAUCUGCAGACAAUCGAUCAAAAAAUAAAUCAUCUGUUAAAGCUUCAUUACAAGAUGAUGUAAAUGAUGGUCGGGGAUAUGCAUCACCAAGUGUGAUGAAAAGGAAUUCAUUAAUUAGCCAAACACCUAAGGACAAUCGGUCAAAAGAUAUAUCACAUAUUAAGAAAGCUUUACUUGAAAGUGAUAGAAAUGAUGAUCGAGACAGUGAAAUAUCAAGUGUGGACGCAACAAAUUGUUCAAAUAAAGAAGAUCAAAUAAUAUCUACAGACAAUCGUUCAAAAAAUAUUUCAUCUGUUAACGAAGCUUCAUUACAAGAUGAUAUGCAUGAUGGUAGUAGAUAUAGAUCAUCAAGUGUGGGGAAAAGGAAUUCUUUAAUUAGCCAAACAUCUAAGAACAAUCGAUCAAAAAAUGUAUCACAUACUAAGAAAGCUUUAGCUCAAAGUGAUAGAAAUGAUGACCGAGACAAUGAAAUAUCGAGUGUAAACGCAACAAAUUGUUCAAAUAAAGAAUAUCGAAUAUCUACAGACAAUCGAUCAAAAAAUGUAUCAUCUGCUCACAAAGCUUCAUUACAAAGUGAUGAAAACGAUGAUGGUGGAUAUGAAUCAUCAAGCCUGAGGAAAACAAAUUUUUUGAUUAGCCAAACAUCUAGAACCAGUCGGCCCAAAAAUAUAUUACCUGGUAACACAGCUUCAUUUUUGCACGAUGUAGAUGAUGAUCUUCGUGAUAAAUCACCAAGCAAAUCAUAUUGCUCAAGCAAAGAAAUCCACUUACCUCAAAGUUGCUCAAAAAAUAUAUUACCUGUUAAAAAAUCUUUAGUUCAAAAUGAUGUAAAUGACGAUCGUGAUGAUGAAUCAUCAGAUGCCAGAAGAAAUCGUUCUAGUAGAAAAUAUCGAAUAUCUAGAAACAAUCGGUUAGAAAAUAUAUCAACUGUUAACGAAGCUUUGGUUCAAAAUGAUUUAAAUGAUGAUCGAGAUGUUGAACCAUUAAAUGUCAGCAAAUCAAAUGGUUUGAAUAAAGAAAAUCGAUUAUCUACAACCAAUGGUCCUACAACUGUAUCACAUGUUAACAAAGCUUUACUUCAAAAUGAUGUAAAUGAUGAUGAAUCAUCAGAUGCCAGAAGAAAUCGUUUUAGUAGAAAAUAUCGAAUAUCUAGAAACAAUCUGUUAGAAAAUAUAUCAACUGUUAACGAAGCUUUGGUUCAAAAUGAUCUAAAUGAUGAUCGGGAUGUUGAACCAAUAAAUGUCAGCAAAUCAAAUUGUUUGAAUAAAGAAAAUCGAUUAUCUACAACCAGUGGUCCUACAACUGUAUCACCUAUUAACAAAGCUUUACUUCAAAAUGAUGUAAAUGAUGAUCGUGAUGUUGAAUCAUCAGAUGCCAGAAGAUCACAUCGUUCGAGUAGAAAAUACCGAAUAUCUAGAAACAAUCAGUUAGAAAAUAUAUCAACUGUUAACGGAGCUUUGGAUCAAGAUGAUCUAAAUGAUGAUCGGGAUGUUGAACCAUUAAAUGUCAGCAAAUCAAAUGGUUUGAAUAAAGAAAAUCGAUUAUCUACAACCAAUGGUCCUACAACUGUAUCACAUGUUAACAAAGCUUUACUUCAAAAUGAUGUAAAUGAUGAUGAAUCAUCAGAUGCCAGAAGAAAUCGUUUUAGUAGAAAAUAUCGAAUAUCUAGAAACAAUCUGUUAGAAAAUAUAUCAACUGUUAACGAAGCUUUGGUUCAAAAUGAUCUAAAUGAUGAUCGGGAUGUUGAACCAAUAAAUGUCAGCAAAUCAAAUUGUUUGAAUAAAGAAAAUCGAUUAUCUACAACCAAUGGUCCUACAACUGUAUCACCUAUUAACAAAGCUUUACUUCAAAAUGAUGUAAAUGAUGAUCGUGAUGAUGAAUCAUCAGAUGCCAGAAGAUCACAUCGUUCAAGUAGAAAAUACCGAAUAUCUAGAAACAAUCAGUUAGAAAAUAUAUCAACUAUUAACGGAGCUUUGGAUCAAGAUGAUCUAAAUGAUGAUCGGGAUGUUGAACCAUUAAAUGUCAGCAAAUCAAAUUGUUUGAAUAAAGAAAAUCGAUUAUCUACAACCAAUGGUCCUACAACUGUAUCACAUGUUAACAAAGCUUUACUUCAAAAUGAUGUAAAUGACGAUCGUGAUGAUGAAUCAUCAGAUGCCAGAAGAAAUCGUUCUAGUAGAAAAUAUCGAAUAUCUAGAAACAAUCGGUUAGAAAAUAUAUCAACUGUUAACGAAGCUUUGGUUCAAAAUGAUUUAAAUGAUGAUCGAGAUGUUGAACCAUUAAAUGUCAGCAAAUCAAAUGGUUUGAAUAAAGAAAAUCGAUUAUCUACAACCAAUGGUCCUACAACUGUAUCACCUAUUAACAAAGCUUUAUGUCAAAAUGAUGUAAAUGAUUACGGUGAUGAUGAACCAUUAAAUGGUCGCAAAUCGAGUUGUUCAAAUAAAGAAUACAAUAUGUCUACGCGUCAUCGGUCAAGAAACGUAUCACUACAAAAUAAUGUAAAUGAAGUUUGUGAUCACGAGCCACUUAAUGUUAGUAAAUCAAUAGGUUCAAAUAAAGAACGCCAAAUAUCUACAAACAAUCUGCCCAAAAAUAUAUCAUCUGUUAACAGAUCUUUAUUUCAAGGUGAUGUAAAUAAUGAUCGUGAUGAGGAAUCACCACGUGACAAAAGAUCGAAGUGUUCAAAUAAAAAAGUCCAAAUAUCUAAAAAGAAUCGGCUAAAGAAAUCUGUUAGCAAAGCUUUGUUUCAAAACGAUCUAACUGAUGAUAGUGAUGAUGAACCAUUAAGUGCCAAUAAAUCAAAUUGUUCGAAUAAAGAAUAUCAAUUAUUUAAAAACAAUCAGCCAACAACUAUAUCACCUAUUGACAAAGCUUUAUUUCAAAAUAAUGUAAAUGAUUCUGAUGAUGAUGAUGAGCCAUUAAAUACGAGCAAAUCGAAUUGUUCAAACAAUCCAUCAACAAAUCUAACAUCUGUUAAUAAAAAUAAGACGGAAAACAACCCCAAUUUGAAAACUUGUUCAAAUACCGACGAUAUUAGAGAAUUAAGGGUUAGAUUAACUAACCAUACAUAUGACUUUAGACAGUCACCAGUGCAAGAGGCAAGUUCGCAACUGAAUAUUGAUUUAGGUUGUGAAAACCCUAUUAAUUUGGCAACAGAAAACGGUACUGCAGAAGGCCGGAAAACCAAUGAUGAAAUUUCCAAUGAAUGUGACGACCAUCGAGUUGUGAGUGAACAUGGUGUAACAAGAACACCAAAGAGAACAAAGGGACCAAAAUCAAAGAGAAGUAAAAUUGGUAAAAAUGUCACUUCAACUGAAGCAACGGCAGAAUCAUUAGGACCAUCUUUAUCUCAAUUGGAGCCAUUCGUAGAUUCAGGUUCAGAGUAUUUACCAUCUCCUGUGGAAAAAGAAAGAGAACGUGAAAGGAAGAAAAAUGAGAGAUAUGAGAGAAAAAAGCAAAAAGCCAUUGGGGACCAAGAAGUACGAAGGUCAGCAAGAGAACGAAAACCCAGAAUACUUACCUAUAGCAUGUGUAUUGAAAUUUCAGAACAAAAAUUGGGCCGUUUGCUUGGUAUAAGACGAGGUGAAAGAUUAACCAAAAGUGUGAAAAUAAAUAGUUUUAACCAAAGUAGGUGUCCGACACCUCUAGAAGUACAAAAAAUCAAGAAUGGGAUAAGAAGAAAUACCAAAAUUUCCACAAUUUCAGAAAAUAGCAAUGGAGAAAGUUCCUCAUCAAAUCAUAGCGCAAUACCAAAUAUAGUUCCAUGUCACCAAGAAAAUACAGCAGAUCCACAGGACAAUAUUAACGUUUUCAAUGACUGCCAAAGUCAUCAGAUGUCUAAUUUCUCACAUACGGAAAUCGAAGAGAGAUUGAAUUCUAGUUCGAAAAUUAAGUUAAAAGUUGUUGAAAAUGAAGUAAGAUUCAAACGUAAAGGUGAUAAUUUAAGAUAUUCGGAUUUAUUAACUGAUAAAAAUGGAAGUUCUAUGCUAUACCUGGAGAUUCCACCUGGAGAGAGUAAGAGACCACAUAAAAGUUGGAAAUUUAAUCUGUUCUAUUUUGUAAAUAAGGGUAGAGGAAAAGUGAACAUUGACGGAACACUUUCUGAGUUUCGAAAAGGAGGUCGAUUUUUUGUCCCUAAAGGUGUAACAUACUCAAUACUAAAUGAGCUCAAAACGAAACCCAUGAUAUUAGCUUGUGUGAGGACACCAGUAUGAUACCUUUGUACGACUAUAUGCAUUUAUAAAAAAAAAGAUUUUAUAAAAAAAGUUUACAUUUUCAUUAAUUUUUUUUUAAUUUAUUGUAAUAUAUUGUUAUCAAUAUUGUAUUAUAUGUUCAUCCAUA